Molecule: messenger RNA, 291 nt
Organism: Paramecium sonneborni
Lineage: Eukaryota; Ciliophora; Oligohymenophorea; Peniculida; Parameciidae
Source: the annotation of a GenBank genome assembly
AAUGAAGAAUUAUGAAUACAAAGGAAAUGAGUUGGUUUUAUAAUUGAAUCUAGUGAUAUAUGGAGAUAUUCUAAUAAAGUUUUUCCAUUGUGGAAGUUUAAGAUUGAAAUUUAUGUUUAGAUUGGCAUUCAAUACAUGCAUGAUUGAUGAAUCUAAGAUAAUAAUUCCAAUAGAAAUGUCAAAUUUGUUAAUAGGAGAUGUAAUCAGAAUAAAAUACUUGGAAUUUAGUGUAACAGAUAAUGAAUAUAUGUAGAUUGAAAGGAAUAUCGAAAGUAUAAAUUGAUGCAGAGC